CUACAGUUUUGUCCCCCUUUUUUUCUUCAAAUUGACCGACUAAUGAGAGAUAAAGCAACAGGCAAAUAAGAAAAUAUCAAAGGAGCACUAAGCGUGGCACUUAAAAGGCUUUUCAGAUUUUUUUUUUUUUUUUUAGUUCAGGGCUGCAUGUAGACUGUAAAAGAAGGAGGGCAAUUUUCCCUGGCAUCGCUGCCUCGGUCUUGCGGGUGAGCCACCUGCAGUCAGUGGCGGAGCAUACCCGGUUGAAGUUGGAGGAACAGCCUGUCAGUGGGAGGUAACCUCACAUGAUGCCCCUUAUCAAUUCACUGUCUGUCGGCGUUUUAUUUAUAUAGCUAUAUAAAAGGCUGAGCGCUCGGGGCACUUUGAAAGGGACCGAUGGAUGCAGCUCGCCUGUGCGUAAUGGAGCCAUCUAAUUAAAGCCGACUAAUACACUCCGCGGUCCAGAGAAGGGGAGGAUAGCUGGACAAUCGACGUCUUGUGGAAAUGCACUCCAAAGAAUAAAUAUAUUCUGUCACAUCAAAAGGAGGCUUCAUGAGGAAAAUUCACGGAGCGAAGGGAGGGUGCAGGAGACAUGAAUGCUUUCAGUGAACUGUGACUCCCCUCCAGACUAGGUGCGGAAAACGUGCAGGAAUUGAGCUUUUUUUUUUUUUUUUUUUUUUUUUUCCCUCCCUCAGCUCUUUCAGACUUAAAAGCUGCUGCUAGAAGAUCCAAGUGAAGACACCUCCCAGGAUUUUCAUUUGCUUCGUUUCUUCUUAAAGUGUAUUAUUUUACAAAUGAAGAGCGACGCAACUUGAAGAGAGAUAUUGCCCUUUUAAAUACCCAACUUCUUCACUUAAUUUGUAGGAUAACCACACACAGGCGUAAUUCUGCGGGGCUGCUUUCAUCGGCGAGGGGAAACAGGAAAAAAAAAGAGUCUACGUUGGCUAAUGCGCUAAAAUUUCAAUCAGGCUUGAUGACUGAUAAAUAUUCUUAUGGGGACUUGAUAAAAAGUUAUAUUUGAAACGAAAGCGAGCGGGACGUAAAAGCAACCCCACCUCUGCCUCUCUAAGGAGAAAAAAGCUCUGUCUUAGCGUCUAAAUGACGAGCUUUCCAGGAUGUAGCUUUGAUGUGCCUGGGCAUUGACCAACUCGAGCUGAUGGGUUUGGAAAGGUCAGUUUUUAAGCUCUGAGAAAAGACAAAAGAGCCAUUAGGCUUGGAUUAAUUUAACUCUUUUUUUUUUUUCCUGAAAAUUUGGGAGCGCAUCGCCUUCUGGUCGGGGAGACUAGUUUCAACAAUCGCACUUGUCGGGCGCCUUGGUGGUGAUUUGCGUCUUGGAACAGGAGGAAAUAUCCAUUUGAUUUGCGGGGUAUCAUCACUGUGAGACUUUAGCAGCACGCCGUCCGGACUAAUGUGUGGAUUACGUACCACUUGUUUUUUUGUUUUUGCUUUUUUAAUUAGGAACACAGUGUCUUUGACAAGAAGACGACAACACGGAAUUUUGUAAACGCGCCGGAGAAUUGCGGAAUUUUUCUAUGCAGUUCUUUUUACGGGAGGGUGAGAGAGUGAAAGACGGACCGUCAGCCGCGAGACAGCAAGACAGACCUUCCAGACCUCUUGGUGGAAAAGCACCCAUGUUGGACUGGUAGCUGGAAUGAAAAUGACCAGAAGUCAAAGUACAAGUUACUGAACUGGCAGUUGGCCCAUAUCCUCAUGAAAAAGAGUGGAAGAACAGUCAAUGAAUUAUGAAUGUUCAACAAGAUGACCUCUUCCCAGCAGCAGCAGAUGAUGCGAGGUCCUAGGUGGAACCGGGCCUUGUCCGACCCUUUAUUUGUGCUGCUUCUAGCCCUCCAGCUGCUAGUAGUGGCAGGACUGGUGCGUGCUCAAACUUGUCCUUCUGUUUGCUCCUGCAGUAACCAGUUUAGCAAGGUUAUUUGCACCCGCAGAAGCUUGCGAGAAGUUCCUGAUGGCAUCUCUACCAACACACGCUAUUUGAAUCUGCAAGAAAAUCUCAUACAGGUGAUAAAGGUGGACAGCUUCAAACAUCUAAGACAUUUGGAGAUUCUGCAGCUGAGCAAAAACCACAUACGUAAAAUUGAGCUGGGCGCUUUCAAUGGACUGGCAAGCCUCAAUACCUUGGAGCUUUUCGAUAAUAGACUCACCACCAUCCCAAACGGAGCAUUUGAGUACUUGUCUAAGCUAAAGGAGCUUUGGCUAAGAAAUAAUCCAAUAGAAAGCAUUCCUUCUUAUGCUUUCAACAGAGUUCCCUCAUUACGAAGGUUGGACCUAGGGGAGCUCAAAAGGCUCUCAUACAUUUCAGAAGGAGCCUUUGAAGGAUUGAGCAAUCUGCGCUACCUAAAUUUGGGAAUGUGCAAUUUGAAGGAAAUUCCCAAUCUCACUCCAUUGGUCAAACUGGAUGAACUUGAAAUGUCUGGAAACCAGUUGUCUGUUAUCCGGCCUGGUUCAUUUAAAGGGCUUAUCCACCUGCAAAAGCUAUGGAUGAUGCAUGCUCAAAUCCAGACUAUAGAAAGGAACUCGUUUGAUGACCUUCAGUCACUUGUGGAGCUUAACCUUGCCCAUAAUAACCUAACGCUUUUGCCCCAUGAUCUCUUUACUCCUUUACAUCAUUUGGAGAGGGUGCACUUGCACCAUAACCCCUGGAAUUGCAACUGUGACAUCCUGUGGCUAAGCUGGUGGCUUAAGGAGAUGGUACCUGCAAACACCAGCUGCUGUGCCCGCUGCAGCUCACCUACCCAAUAUAAGGGCCGCUAUAUUGGUGAGCUGGACCAGAAUUACUUUCAUUGUUAUGCUCCCGUUAUUGUGGAGCCUCCUGCAGACUUAAAUGUAACAGAGGGAAGUGCUGCUGAGUUGAAAUGUAGAGCCAGCUCGCUGACCUCAGUUAGCUGGAUUACACCCAACGGUUCAAUAAUGACACAUGGUGCAUACAAAGUCAGAAUUUCUGUACUAAAUGAUGGGACACUGAAUUUCACAAAUGUUACCAUGCAGGACACAGGGACAUACACAUGUAUGGUUAGUAAUUCUGCAGGUAACACAACAGCCUCAGCCACACUGAAUGUGUCCUCUCCAGAGAACAGUAGCUUCAGCUACUUCACCACAGUAACAGUAGAAACAAUAGAAACACCUCAUAACGAAGGCUUCACCACCACUGUUCAACAGAAAGUGAGCCCCACAUCCUCUGCCAGUAUAUGGGAAAGUCCUUCACCCACCUCUACUACAACAACAACAGUUCGAACCCCACUGUCCACACGCGCAACAGAAAAACCCUACACAAUACCUGUAACAGAGGGCUCGCUCAACGGUUUGGAUGAGGUUAUGAAGACAACUAAAAUCAUCAUUGGCUGCUUCGUUGCAAUCACUCUUAUGGCAGCAGUAAUGCUGAUUAUCUUCUACAAGAUGCGGAAGCAGCAUCACCAGCAGAAUCACCAUGCACCCACACGCACUAUUGAGAUCAUCAAUGUAGAUGAGGACUGCGUAACAGGAGGCCCAGGCAUGGAGGGCCAUCUUACUCUGCCGUCUCUGGAGCAUGAGCACCUCAACCACUACAAUACCUACAAGACUGCCUACAACCAUGCCUCAGCUAUGAAUUCCAUACACAGCUCAGCUCACGAACCUUUGUUAAUCCGGGCCACCUCAAAAGACAAUGUACAAGAGACCCAAAUCUAAUACUUUUGACUAACUCAUAAAACUGUUGGCAUUACACAGUGGCAUUACUGACAGGACAGUAUUGACAACUGGUUUUGAGGACUGUCGCUCAAAUCUGGAGCAACACACUCAUGUUUAGCAAAUCACUGGAGUGAUUUUCAUUCAAUGACAUUGGGAUUUAGAAUAUGUCUACUGUUUCGAAAAGUGUCUUUACAAAACAGAAGUUAUUUAUUUAAGAAAAAAAUAUUGUGGUUGAAUCAAGAAAAAAGAUUAUUCUGCUUUUUUUUCAUCUAUUAAUACAUGUUAUUUUUCCUCCUCUCAUGUGAAAAUGAAUGGUUUACAAAUAUGCUUAAACUCUUUUAGAAGACAUCUGUUGGAAAAAAAAAACUAUCAUUACUUUUUAGCUGGUAUUUUAGUAUAAUUACAGUUUGAAUCUGAGUGGGUAAUUUCAUACUUUACACCUGUGAAGAAAAUCUAGAGCACAUUAGGGGUUUUCUCCAGCAGUGAAUGAAAUUAUUGAAUAACUUGUGGUCAUCUAAAACAUGCCUGUAUAAAACACUUGGCAAAGCGAAAGUGUCAGUUAUGAAUUCUGACCACAAUUCAAAGUUUUAAUUGGAACUGUCACAUACAUUAGGCACUCUCUGUUCUGCCAUGAAGUCACAUAAAGUUCUUGAAAAAGGGAAAUAGACCCUACUUAUGAAAGCUGUUUAAAAAUGAAGUUCAUUACUAAUGAUUUUAUGUUCUCUUAAAUUAAAUUUCAUUGAUCAAAAGGUCGUUCUGUCCCUAAUGUGAAUGCAAAAUACAAUUAUAUUUCUGACCUCAAAGUUGUCUUGACAGAAGUCCGUGCCUACUUAGAGGGAUCCUUUUAUUGUUAUUAAAAUAUACCAUUGACAGCAUUAAGAUUUAUUGCUGUUCUGAAAGUCAUAGCAGCAUUAAUAAAUAUUUUAGAAGCAUUAUUGUAAUUGAACGGGAUGGGAAUAGUGUCACUGACCCAUCCUGGCAAAAUUCUCCUUGCUUGAAAUGUUUCCAAUGUAUUCUGACCUCACAUUUACCUUCUAAUGCUGUGUUCCAGUGCAUAUUAAAGUGGCUGCUUUAAAGAGGUUUUUUAUUCUUGCUGGGACCUGUUACCUCUUCUGCAGUACUGCCAGGAGUGCUGUCAGAACCAGAGUGACGAGCUGAAGAAAAAGCUUAAACCCUUUAUACAGCUGUCUGACCACAUUGCUUGUCAUCUAUGUGCCACAUUUCCACAUUGAGAUGCUUGGCAGCCCCAGCUUCACACCCUGCCCCUGCCAACCAAAGGACUUGGCCCUGAGUGGCAAGGCUUAUGCUACAAGAGGCUUUAUGGUCAUGCAGAAUGUGUGGGAUCAGGCAUCAACCAGAUGUUUGAGUUGCACCUACCUUUUUUUUCUUUUUCCCUUAGCGACAACACAAUUUACAUUUUAAUUGAUGUGCCCAUGGGCUUUGUAUGGACACAGUUCUGCAGGCACUCAUAUCCAGGAAGCCAUUUUAAAGUCCCUACUGUGAAAAUUGUGCCAAGCUCCAUGAAUGCUGUGGUUAGACAGAUGGUCCAAGAUUUACUUUUAGCAAGUAAAUAGGGUUUCUUUUCAGCAGUAGGAUAUUUUUGGUGAAAGGCAUUGUUACACUGUUUGAUCAUAUUGAAGAAGCAUGACAUGUAUACAUUCACAGUACAUUUGCAAUUCUACCCUGGUCACUUAGAUGUUUAGAAUUUUGGGUUGUAUUCCAGGUAAGGAAUCAUGAAUUAAAAGCUUCCCCCAACUUCUGGUAAUUGAUAAUAACAGAGGAAUACGGUAGUAGAAAUCAAAGAGUUGUCAAGAAAUGCAACACUGACUUUGAAAACAAUACAUGGUGUUUAUAUAAUGGUUGUAUAAAAAAUUAAUAAGAUUCAGCUUAGAAUCUGUAUUUCUCAAAGGUGUAUGGAAUUUGAACAGCCUAUUCUCUGCUUUUGCCUAAACCAUGUUUUUUCUUAAACAAAAAUCAAAUCACAGUGUUGUUGCAACAAAGUAGCACUAACUGAAACAACUGCCAGGUACACAAAAAACUCUAAAAGAAGCACCAUUAAAUUUUCUUUUCUGAUUUUGCUUAAUUCAAGGACAUAUGGCCAGACUAGAGGGCAUAUAGGACCCAUGAGCAAUUCGGCAAGACAAUAAUCCUUACAAUCAUAGUUUUUCACCUUCUUGGAUGUUUUAUUUUUUUCAUGCUUUUACAGUCUGGAUUAACAAAAUGUGUAUUUUUAUGACAAAAGUACUGAACAAAACAACUCCAAUGUAAAUGUGAAAAUUGAUAUCUAUAAAAUGAUUAUCAAUAAAUAAAGAAAUUGCAUAAAAUAAAUGAUUGCAUAAAUAUUCACUCCCUUCAAGUCAGUAUUUGAUCAAAGUCUGGGCUUUGAACUGGCCACUCCAGAACAAGAUCUAUCAUUGUUUUCUUCAAAACAUUUUUAUGUCGCUGUAUGCUUCGGUCAUUCAUUGUCUUGCUAAUAGAUAAAUGUUCUGCAAAGUCGUAGUUCUCUUGCAGAUGGAAACAAAUUGUCCUCUAGGAUUAAUAUUAUAUGUUGCUCAUUUCAUUUUACCUUCUACCUCUCCAAGCCUUCCAGGAGCUGCUACACAGAAGCAUCCCCACUGCAUGAUGUCACCAUGACUUAAAAUUUGUGGUGAUGUGCAGUGUUCAACGUCUGCUAAGCAACGUACUGUCUGAUGGCCAAAGAGCUCCAGUGUUGUCUCAUCAGAACAAAUAACAUUCUUUAAUUUGACCAUGGAGUUUCCCACAGGCUUUCUGGCAAACUCUACUCAAGCUUUCUUCAAUGAAAAGAAAGCUUGAAGCUGGGCAACAUCUGAUAAAGAUUGCAACUCCUUCUGCGUAGUCCUGGGUCUCUUGAUGUCUUCUCCCAAUGGCCUCCUUCUUGCAUUAUCACUCAGUUUGUGAGUACAACCUGAUCUAGGCAGAUUUAUAUAUGGGUCAUAUUCUUUCCAUUUCUUGAUGAUGGAUUUAACUCGAGCGGAUGUUCAGUGCUUUAGAGACGUAUUUUGUUUCUGUCACCAAACAUUCAGUAACCAUCUUUUUGAUUUGCAUGGUGUGUCCUUUGGUCUUCAUUCUGGUAGCCUGGAAUUCUGCUUAACCAGUGAAUGGGCCUCCCAGACACAGGUAUUGUUAUAUUGCAAUCACUAGACAUACUGUCAUUGCGCUCAGGUGAUCUCCAUUGUACUCAUCGUGAGACUACAAGCACUAGUUGGCUAGACCUUUAUAGAAUUAUGUCCGUCACAUUGGAAGGGGUAGAUAUUGACGCAAUCACUGAUUUUAUGUUACAUAUUUUUAUUGAAUUGUCACUUUGUAGAAUAUGUUUUCACUUUGACAUUAAGUGGGCUUGUUUGUAAAGUUUGUUUUUUUAACAUUAAAAAAAUGACACAUCCAAGCGAGUGAAUACUUUUUCUCUAUGCUGUAAUUUACAUACAAUUAAAACUAUCAGCUGUAUUAAUGAUAUAAGAUUGAAUACAUAUUUACAUAAAAUAAGUAAAUUAUAUGUGUGGCAUCAUUACAGUAAAAUAUUCCAAUCUAUCUGUGGAUCCCAAUCUAUCAAAAAUCUUUAAAUGAGCCUUCCUGAAUAUUUUUGUUGCUGCCCUUCCACAGCCCAAAGUCAAUCGCCCACACCAAUUAAUUGUCUUUAUUUAUGAAGGGGCUUCAACAUAUUGGCGAUUUUUCCACAAAAGACCCACACUGUGGUACAAACUGUUUUAGACUUUCAAGAAAGUGUUUGAUUUGUUCUUAGAAACUGUAUAAUUUAUCGAAGGUGCAACACACAGUACUUUUGUGGUUAUUUCUGCUUUGGUAAUAUUACAAUACAAUGAAUUUAAAAAAUCGGUCAACUUUAAGUUCUACACAUUUUUACCUGCUGGACUUCUCACCCUUACUUUUGUAGAGUGUGGCACUUUUGUAUACCAUAGGAUGGCAACGGUACCAGUCAUUGUUUUGUCUAAGCUCUUAGAGGUGGAAUUUAGGACUAAAAUUCUCUGUUGCAGACUUUUAUCUUUUUUUUUUUUUGGAGGAAAACUGUCAGAAAAUUUCAAUGGUAAAUCAAUUGCAUUUGUCAAGCUGUCUCAUGUAUGUAAGAUAUCUGAAUAUUUUUGGUCAAUAUUGUUUUUUAAAAAACUACCUUUCUUUUUGAAUGUGAGAGGGAAUGCUGUUUUAGUGGUAGAUUUCUUAAAAAAUAAAUUUUAAGGAUAAAAUAAAAAAUAAAAAAAGCUUUUUUAUUAUUAUUUUGAUUUUACAUGUGCCAACAAUCUGUUUAAAAAGUGAAAAUAGAGAAAUAUGCUGUAACAGAAUAAGAGAUUGAUUUUCAUGUAAGCAUUCUUUCAUGACCUUUAAAAGAUAUGGAGAUUGAUUAUAGAGACCAGAGUUUGUAGUUCAUACACAAAAUAUGGGUAAAAUAAACUAUUGUUGUUUUUC
Messenger RNA from Xiphophorus maculatus (southern platyfish), 8097 nucleotides. RefSeq names its product leucine rich repeat containing 4C (gene lrrc4ca). Gene Ontology annotation, molecular function: cell-cell adhesion mediator activity. NCBI's taxonomy places the organism in Eukaryota, Metazoa, Chordata, Actinopteri, Cyprinodontiformes, Poeciliidae. The transcript is spliced from 3 exons. Bases 1726 to 3660 code for a protein of 644 amino acids. Gene Ontology annotation, biological process: modulation of chemical synaptic transmission; synaptic membrane adhesion; regulation of axonogenesis. The record is from RefSeq and is a predicted model, not a curated record. Gene Ontology annotation, cellular component: plasma membrane; postsynaptic density membrane; glutamatergic synapse.